Eptesicus fuscus (big brown bat) is the source of this 892-nucleotide messenger RNA. Its product is annotated as ubiquinol-cytochrome-c reductase complex assembly factor 4. The transcript is spliced from 2 exons. The record is from RefSeq and is a predicted model, not a curated record. Lineage: Eukaryota; Metazoa; Chordata; Mammalia; Chiroptera; Vespertilionidae. The coding region runs from base 35 to 442 and encodes 135 amino acids.
GCGACGCAGAGCCGAGUGCAGAACUGAGGUCGUGAUGAGCAGUGUCCUGUGUGCGCCGGCGGCUGGGGCUGUCCGGGCGCUGAGGCUCGUGCGCUGGGCUUCCCGAAGCCUGCAUUCGCCGUCCGGUGGCCGGGAUCAGGCCCAGUCUGCAGCCAAGGGCGAGGAAGAGGACGAUCCUGACCGCCCCAUUCAGUUUUCCACCAGCAAAGCCAACCCGUCCCAUUGGACGGUGGAGCAUUCCCUGGGAAAGGAGGGGCAACGACCCUGGUGGAGGGUGUUGCCCAUAAGCCUGUCCCUCAUGAUUCUGCUCAUUUGGUGCUUCGUUCGGGAGGAGACCGGCACGGAUCACUGGUUGAAACAGGUGUUGGAAGAAGAGGUGCCGGAGCCCAGCGAUCCUUCUGAGGAGCCUGGAACUCCAGCUGCCUAUGGAGCGAGAACUUAAAGGGGCGCCCGCGGGGGCAGGCAGCGAGGGGCCUGGCAACGGCCCUUAGGUUUGACGUCGCGUUUGAUAGUUUCUGUCGUGGAUAUGUGCGUCCGCAGACUGAAGGAUUUGGAUGGCGCACGUGGCCACACUGACCCUCGGGGAAGGAGAGAGCAGAAUGUCAGCAGAGGGGACCCAGUUCUUUGCCUGAUACUUUGAUGCCCAACGAAUAUGCACAAAAGACUUUUUUUUAGAUCCAUAUAAAAGGUUUUGGAUUUGUGAUUUUCAACAUUAUGUUUCCAAAGCAAGUCUGGUGACACUUGUAAUCCAGUGUAAUCUAGUUUGCCGGUCUUUUGCUUUCUGAGACAGAAUAACUCAGAAGAGUUAGGCUUUUUAUGUUAUAAUGUACUGUGGUAUGUAUAAAUUAUGUUAUACAAACUAACAAACUGAUUAUAAAUUUUAAUUAGCUAA